AAAAAAGUGGUAAUAACAUGAAAAGGAAAUUUUUACAUAUGAAUGGACGGCUAAGGUUUAACCAAUCAACCUAGAGCCUCCCAGCACAAUCAUCAUCUCCAUCCUAUAUAAAAAAAUAUUUUUUUUUGUUCCCUAUACCAAACUAAGAGUACUUUCUUUUUUCUCUGUCUCUCCGAGACUCAGUUCAGGGAAUUCUGAGAAUGAAGAACGUAAUAGUUUGUAGUUGAAAAGCAAUUGUUUUUCUGGACAAGGGGCAAUAUAAGAAGAGGGAGGGGUUGGUUUGAGGUUGUGGGCUUUCUGGGUUAUUUUGGUUGUUUAGUGUUGCACUUGAAAUUGAAGAACUUUGGAAGCUCAGAAUUUUGGAUUUGGAUUUUGGGUAUUGGGUAUUGAUUGUUACUGUCAUAGUCCUUUGUAAAAGUAUAGACAUGGAUCGGUCGUUGAAGGGACUUAAUAGUUCUGUUGAUAGAGUCAGGCUAAGUGAUGAUACUGUGUUGGCCUUAUCCGGUCCGACUUUUGAUAACAAGUUUAAGAAUGAAAAUUAUGUUGAUAUUCCUCCUUUGCAACCUGCUCCAGUUCUGAGAAAUUUAACACCUUCCUUGAGCGUGAAUGAGGAAGGAGAUUCACAUGAUGAUUAUGACUUUAGUGACGUAGUUCUUAAGUACAUAAAUCAGAUGCUUAUGGAAGAAGAUAUGGAAGAUAAGACCUGCAUGUUUAAAGAGUCCUCAACAGUACUUCAAGCUGCAGAGAAAUCAUUUUAUGAGGUUCUUGGAGAAAGGUACCCACCUUCUCCCAAAUACGAAUUGAAACCUUAUACUGAUCAAAACCAAGAAAGCUCUGAUGAAAUUCGUGAUCAAAGUUGUUGGAGAUGUAGUAGUGCAAGCAUCGGUAGUAGUAGUCAUAGCUGUAGUACCUUAGUCGAUCCUGGGUGCAACCAUGAUUUUGGUGAACAAAGGUCUUUAAACUUCGCUUCUCAGGCCAAUUCUUCCCAUAGCUCAAGGAACAGUACUGGUAGUGUGGUAGACGGCUUUGUGGAUUCUCUGGUUAGUACUCUUAGGCUUCCUGUAAUAUUUAGUAAUAGCGAGUCUGUCAUGCAAUUUAGAAAGGGGUUUGAGGAAGCAAGUAGGUUCCUUCCAAAUGUUGGGAGCCUGUUUGUUGAUGUGGAGAGUGAUGGGUUGUUUCUCAAAGAGUUAAAGGAAGAGGUUAAAGAUGCGGUCAAUAAGGUGGAGAAGAAUGAGUUCUUGCAGGAGGGAUCAAGGGGAAAGAAGAACCCGUAUCCUGAGGAUGUGAAUUUAGAGAGUGGGAGGAGUAACAAGCAGUCGUUAGUUUGUACUGAAUCCACUGUUAGCCCAGAAAUGUUUGAUAAGGUGCUACUAAAUUGUCAAAGUGUAAUUGACCUUCAAAAAGCUUUGCAAAAUGAAACAAGCAAGAAUGUGCAACAGAAUGGACAAUUGAAGGGGUCUACUGGUGGAAAGACACGUGGGAAGAAGCAGGGAAGUAAAAGGAAUGUGGUGGAUUUGAGAACUCUCCUGACCCUUUGUGCACAAGCCGUUGCAGCUGAUGAUCGAAGGAGUGCAAAUGAGCUGCUGAAGCAAAUCAGGCAGCAUUCUUCACCUAUGGGUGAUGGGAUGCAGAGGAUAGCACACUAUUUUGUUGAUGGGCUAGAGGCACGAUUAGCUGGCUCUGGGACCCAGAGUUACACUGCUGUUAUCACAAAGGUAGCAUCAGCUGCUGAUAUUUUGAAAGCUUACCAUCUGUUUCUUGCUGCAUGUCCUUUUAAGAAGAUCUCAAAUUUCUUCUCAAAUAAGACAAUUAUGAAUCUAGCAGAAAAUGCAGCUAGGAUUCAUAUUAUUGAUUUUGGUAUUCUAUAUGGCUUCCAAUGGCCUUGCCUAAUACGGCGACUCUCAUCUAGACCUGGGGGUCCGCCUAAGGUAAGGAUAACAGGGAUCGAUCUUCCACAACCAGGAUUCCGCCCAGCAGAAAGGGUUGAAGAGACAGGGCGCCGUCUUGCAAACUAUGCAGAGACUUUCAAAGUUCCAUUUGAGUUCCAUGCUAUUGCACAGAAGUGGGACUCCAUUCAAAUUGAGGACCUGAGGAUAGAUACUGGUGAGGUGCUUGUUGUAAAUUGCAUUUACAGGCUUAGAAAUCUACUUGAUGAGACUGUGGUUGUGGAGAGUCCAAGGAAUAAAGUUCUGAACUUGAUCAGGAAGAUGAAUCCUGAUGUUUUCAUACUGGGGAUUGUGAAUGGUGCCUAUAAUGCUCCAUUCUUCAUUACGAGAUUCAGGGAGGCUCUCUUCCACUAUUCAACUUUAUUUGAUAUGCUUGAGACUAAUGUCCCUCGUGAAAUUCCAGAAAGGAUGCUGAUUGAGAGAGAGAUAUUUGGGUGGGAGGCAAUGAAUGUCAUUGCAUGUGAGGGCGCUGAAAGAAUUGAGAGGCCCGAGACAUACAAGCAGUGGCAGGUCCGGAAUAUGAGGGCUGGGCUCAGGCGGUUGCCACUGAAUAAGGAGAUCAUGAAGAUGGCAAAGGAGAGGGUAGAUACAUGCUAUCACAAGGACUUUGUAAUUGACGAGGAUAACCAUUGGUUGCUUCAGGGGUGGAAGGGACGAAUUCUUUAUGCACUUUCUUCUUGGGUGCCUGCCUCUUAAACGCAUAUUUGUUACUAUUCACUGAAGUCAAGGUCCUGCAAAAUCCUGUGGUUGGAUUGCAGCAUUUGGUGGUUACAAUUUAAUCAUGAAUUUUACAUAUAUGAAAGAUAAGGUUAUUUAAUAAGAUCUUUGCUGGUGCUUAUUCUCAUGCUGUCACAGAAUGAAAUCGGAGGUUGCUUACUGGUGAAUAUAUCAUGCACCAUAUUGCUUUGGCUGUUACCUUAUGGCUUGAGGUAACUACAUGGAUGUUCAUUGUACAUAAAAUGCACCAGGGAAUAACAGCAAUGGUAAUGGCUUCUACAUCUGCACAUCCUUAAUGAAAACAGCGAUGUAAUCAGAUCGAAAAGCUGCAGUUUAGGGGAAUGUGAAUGAUUUUGAAAACCUCUUCAUCAUAAAAUGAUGCUUUUUGUUGAUUUGAAUCUGUUAAGGAACUCUCUUGUUGUACGAUGGGUCUCACAUUUUCUUUAAACUAUCAACAUUCUAUCCGGGGAUUCAAGUUUGAUGUGUUUAUAGGUCGGGUUGAAUCAUAUUCAUAUUUGAUAUUAAUAGCUUAUGUAUUUGUCUAGGUUAGGUCCGAAC
Molecule: messenger RNA, 3221 nt
Organism: Durio zibethinus
Lineage: Eukaryota; Viridiplantae; Streptophyta; Magnoliopsida; Malvales; Malvaceae
Source: RefSeq, a predicted model, not a curated record